Bacillus rossius redtenbacheri is the source of this 2341-nucleotide messenger RNA. RefSeq lists its product as uncharacterized. Gene Ontology annotation, molecular function: DNA binding. The record is from RefSeq and is a predicted model, not a curated record. Gene Ontology annotation, cellular component: nucleus. NCBI's taxonomy places the organism in Eukaryota, Metazoa, Arthropoda, Insecta, Phasmatodea, Bacillidae. The coding region runs from base 34 to 1842 and encodes 602 amino acids. The transcript has 2 exons.
AAAUGCUCAUCACGAUAUAAAAAUUGUUCUGCCAUGGAUAAAAGUACUCUGCGUGGAAAAUAUUGCAAAUGGUCCAAGGAGGAUUUGGACAAGGCUUUGGCCAUGAUCAGAAGCAAGAAGAUCAGUAUAUUGGGAGCAAGUAAGCGAUAUAACAUACCGCGCCGAACAUUAGGAGGUUAUGUCAAAUCUCAAGUUUGGAACAAAAAGAAAAAUGGACGCCCUACAGUCCUGACAGGUGAGCAAGAAGUACAGUUGGUUGCUAGAAUAACGCGAUUAGCAGAUGUAGGCUUUCCCUUGACUGUUAAAGUCUUAAGGAAAUGUGUUUACACCUUUUGCGAAAAAAAUAGGAUAAAGCAGCAAUUCAGUGUUAUGAAAGGGUAUGCUGGCAGGAAAUGGCUUAAAGGUUUUCUCCAGAGACAUCCUGAAAUCGCUAGAAGGAAGGCACAACAUCUUAAUGAGGCUCGGGCACAAAAAAUAAAUAAGUUUAUAGUGAAUGAUUACUUCCGAACACUGAAGGAUGUAAUGACAAAGCUUGAUAUUGCACACAUGCCUGAACGAAUUUACAAUGUAGAUGAGAAAGGUUGUCGUCUCAGUUUACAUCGACAGCCUUUCGUACUUGCCAAGACAGGCUCUCGCAGAGUACAUUUCCGUGGUAAAGAACAUGGUGAAAAUGUAACUAUUGUGUCAUGUGGCAAUGCACUGGGCAAUGUUAUACCGCCUAUGAUCCUUUUCAAGGGACAACGCUUGAAGCCAGAGUGGGCUGACAACUUGCCAGCUGGAAGUGUAGUAGAGAUGACAGCGAAGGGUUCAAUGACAUCUGAAACAUUUGUGAAGUGGCUGCAUCACUUCAGCCGUUACAAGUCUGCAGGACCAUGCCUUCUAAUCAUGGAUGGAGCCAAGUGUCACUUAGAUUAUUCCAUAGUCGAGGCAGCUGACAAUGUGGGUGUUUCACUGUUAUGUUUACCCAGUAACACCACCCACGAGCUCCAGCCGAUGGACAAAUCAGUUUUUGGCCCAUUUGAAGCUUACUGGGAUGAGGAACUUAUGAAAUUCUGGACAACAUAUGAGGAUCGAGUAUUCAACAAGCAGCACUUUGGUUAUGUGUUUUCACCCGUAUGGGAGAAGUCUACAAUUCCAAAAAAUAUUAAAGCUGGAUUUGAAGCUUGUGGAAUUUUCCCAUUUAAUCCAAACAGAAUUCCGGAACAAGCUUUCGCGCCAAGUGAAACCACCACAGUACCAAGAGUAACCUUGCCACCUUUUCCUGAGCCAGCUCAACAUCAAGAAGCCAUACGGAACCACCACGAGGAUGAACCACACAAUGACUCUGAAGAAACAGAUAAUAGCAGUGCAUGGGACAGUGAUAACUUGCAUGGAGACAAUGGUACUCGGAACCAGCAAUCGAAUGUCUUAUUCUCAGAAAUCCUUAGUACACCUGCCAGAAAUUCCCAACCAGCCAAAAGAAACCAUCCAGCAAUUAACAGUCGAGCAGUAGAAGUGCAAAAAUCGUUGUUUGUGAACUCAAACAAUCAAUCCAUUCCCUGCAGCUCCAAAAAUGUCCAUCUCUCCGCAUCACCAUCAGCACACAACCAGAAGAAUCCUCCCAAGAAGUCCAAAGCUGUUGGUUCCAAAGAAAAUCCAACAAAACUUUACACUUCACCUCGAAGAUCUUCUGUAACUAAGAAAUCACUGCAUCAAGAGAGUUGGUACUGCUUUUUGUGCAAAGAAGAUAGAGUGAUAGACAUGAGGGGUUGCAGUUUGUGUAAACGGUUUGUGCAUGAAGAGUGUGUUGGACUUACCAAACAUGACAAACAAGUAUUUGUGUGUCCUACAUGUGAAGUAUAGUGGGAUGUUUAAGUAACCGCAUGUAGAAUGUUUACAUAGGUACUGGAAGUAGUUGUUCAGUUUGUAUGUUUUAUCUUUGAUUAUCAUGUGGCGAACUUAUGGUACAUAUGUACCCUAAGUUCGCCAUUUGUAGACACACAAUUUCUUAUGUGUAUACAAGUGCGCAUACAGUAUUCUUUGGCUUCACAUCCAUUUUAUGGUGCCUUGAUAUAUUUCUUUUACAAUAAAAUACCUACAUAGUUUGACAAAAAAAUAUUUCCACAUUUUAAAAUUAAAAGUUUCUUAAGGUGGCGAACUUAGGGUAACCUACCUUAUAUCAAUGCCCUUCCACUAACACAUCUACGGAAAGUAUAGAAACACAAUAUAAGUUAUCAGAUUAUUUGAAAAGCUUUUAUGAUGAAAAUCUCACUUGUAAAAUUUACUGAGCAGAAGUUAGCUCUAUCCACCUGCCCGGGACAGAGAGCUUGGUACAACAGACGCCUAAGUAAUUCCACGCAAA